Messenger RNA from Parnassius apollo (apollo), 822 nucleotides. Lineage: Eukaryota; Metazoa; Arthropoda; Insecta; Lepidoptera; Papilionidae. The record is from the annotation of a GenBank genome assembly.
AUGCCGCAAAAAAAGAAAAGUAGUCUUUCUCAAUACACUAGAAGGGCUAAAAGGAUGAGACAAGUUCGAUCGCAAGAGACAAAUGAGGAUCGUGAGCACCGUUUAGCUUACAAUAGAGAACAAACUGCGGAAUCUCGGGCAUCAGAGUCCAGUUUUAAUAAUGAAACGCGCUUAGCUACAGAUCGCGAACGUCACGCGUUGUCUCGCGCUUCGGAAACAUUAACAAAUUACUCUCAGCGUUUAAAAGUAGACCGUGAACGUCAUAUCGAGUCUCGAGCUUUAGAGACGUUUACGGAGCAUUCAGAAAGGUUGACUGCAGAUCGUGAACGUCAUGCUGAAAGUCGCGCUUCAGAAACGUUUACGCAAUAUUCAGACCGCUUGACAGCAGACCGUGAUCGUCAUGCUGAGUUUCGCGCUUCGGAAACAUUUACGGAGUGUUCAGAACGGUUGACUGCAGACCGUGAACGUCAUGCUGAGUCUCGCGCUUCAGAAACGUUUACUCAAUAUUCGGAACGCUUGACUGCAGACCGUGAGCGUCAUGCUGAGUCUCGCGCUUCAGAAACGUUUACUCAAUAUUCGGAACGCUUGACUGCAGAUCGUGAGCGUCAUGUCGAGUCUCGCGCUUCGGAAACAUUUACGGAGUGUUCAGAACGGUUGACUGCAGACCGUGAAAGUCAUGCUGAGUCUCGCGCUUCAGAAACGCUAACUCAAUAUUCGGAACGCUUGACUGCAGACCGGGAACGUCAUGCAAGAUCACGUGCUUCGGAAUCAUUUACUCAAUAUGAAGCGAGGUUAGCAGCAGAUAAGAGAGCCGUUCGGUAA